Messenger RNA from Lathyrus oleraceus (garden pea), 1458 nucleotides. RefSeq names its product LEC14B protein. Gene Ontology annotation, molecular function: protein binding. The record is from RefSeq and is a predicted model, not a curated record. Lineage: Eukaryota; Viridiplantae; Streptophyta; Magnoliopsida; Fabales; Fabaceae. The coding region runs from base 1 to 1140 and encodes 379 amino acids. Gene Ontology annotation, biological process: proteasome-mediated ubiquitin-dependent protein catabolic process. Gene Ontology annotation, cellular component: Cul4-RING E3 ubiquitin ligase complex. The transcript has 10 exons.
AUGGUUGGAGAGCCAGCAGUUGAGGUUACAAAUGACGGUGUUGAUGCUGUAGGGCAUACAAUUGGUACAUAUUUGGAGGUCAUUUCCAACUUAGGAAGGUACCACACCUUUGCUAUGAUCAUGUCAGUCUUGAGGCCCUUAGAGGGAGAGCCAACCGUUGAGGUUACAAAUGAAGGUGUUGAUGCUGCAGGGCAUACAAUUGGUACAUCUUUGGAGGUCGUGUUCAAACUUAGGAAGGUUCUCAACCCCAAGAGUGUGAUCAAACCAACAUCACUAGUUAAAGAUUAUUUUGAGAAUAACAUCUAUCGAAUAAAUUUCAGACGAAAGACUUUGGUAAACUCCUAUAGUUUUUGGGUAUUGAGGUAUUCCAAUCUAAAGAUGAUAAGGUAUUUGCCUGUAAAUGGUCCUUGGCUUAUCGACCAGAUGCCUAGUCGAGCGUAUGUGUCUCAGUUUUCAGCUGAUGGUAGUCUUUUUGUUGCUGGGUUCCAGGGAAAUAUCAUAAAAAUAUACAAUGUGGACAAAGGUUGGAAAGUUCAAAAGAAUAUUCUAACCAAGAGUUUGAGAUGGACAAUCACUGAUACUUCUCUUUCCCCUGAUCAACGCAGUCUUGUUUAUGCCAGCAUGUCGCCCAUUGUACACAUUGUAAAUGUUGGAUCUUCUGAAACUGAGUCACUAGCAAAUGUUACGGAGAUCCACGAUGGUUUGGAUUUUUCAUCAAAUGAUGAUGGAGGAUACUCUUUUGGAAUUUUUUCUGUGAAAUUCUCAACAGAUGGGAGGGAAUUAGUAGCAGGAACUAGUGGUGAUUCUAUACAUGUAUACGAUCUUGAAGCAAACAAGGUUUCACUUCAAAUUUUAGCACACGCGGCUGAUGUAAAUACUGUAUGUUUUGCUGAUGAAACUGGCCAUCUUAUUUACUCUGGAAGUGAUGAUAGUUUCUGCAAGGUCUGCGAUCGGCGUUGCUUAAAUGCUAAAGGCAAGCCAGCAGGGGUUUUGAUGGGGCAUCUUGAGGGCAUUACAUUUAUUGAUACCCGUGGAGAUGGACGCUAUUUCAUUUCUAACGGUAAAGAUCAGACCAUAAAACUUUGGGACUUAUGCAAAAUCUCGUCCAAUGUUACCUGGUAUGUUCUUUUUCCUUUCUAGUAAUCUAUAUUUUGAAGUCCAUAUCUGUUGAAUCUAAAGAAUAUGAUGUGUUUUGACAAAAUGUUCAAUAAAUAAUGGUUACUAGUGUACUUCUGCUAAUGGGAAAGAUUAAAGUAGUGUGGAAAGAUUAAAGUACUAGUAUACUCCAUGUGAGUACAUGUUUCUGAAGGUAAUUGUGUUUGGAAUUUGCAAUCAUCUUACAUCUUAGGGUUCUUUUGGUUCAAAUGAGGGGAGGGGAGAGAUUUUAAUGGAGGAAAUGGGAGGUGGGAGAUUUAUUUUUAAUCAGAUAAAUGUUUGGUUCAAAAGAGGGGAGAGAUU